This is a messenger RNA of Coccinella septempunctata (seven-spotted ladybird), 967 nucleotides long. It is a transcript of the gene boca, whose product is annotated as LDLR chaperone boca. The coding region runs from base 75 to 626 and encodes 183 amino acids. The record is from RefSeq and is a predicted model, not a curated record. The transcript has 2 exons. Gene Ontology annotation, biological process: protein folding. Lineage: Eukaryota; Metazoa; Arthropoda; Insecta; Coleoptera; Coccinellidae.
GAGAGUUUUCUUAACCUAAAUUCAUCAGCUGAUAGUUGACGUUUAAUUCAAAAUUCGAACGAAAUAGCUUCAACAUGAAAUGGUCUCUUUGGAUACUUAUACUUUGCUCUGUAUUAAGUUUUUCUGUUUCAAAAAAGUUUAAGGAUAAUGAGAAACCAGACUGGGCCAAGAAAGAUAUAAGAGAUUUCACAGAUGCAGAUAUGGAAAGGCUUCUCGAUCAAUGGGAAGAGGAUGAAGAGCCCCUUCCUGAGGACGAGCUGCCUGAACACUUGAGGCCGCCUCCACAAGUAGACUUUACGAAAUUUGAUUCAAACAAUCCUGAAGCUGUGCUUCAAGCAUCUAAAAAGGGCAGAACAUUGAUGACAUUUGUUCAGGUUCGGAGUGAGUUAUCUAGAGAUGAAACAGAAGAGGUAACCAAAUUAUGGCAGUCUAGUCUUUGGAACAAUCAUAUUCAAGCAGAGAGAUAUCUCGUAGAUGAUAAUAGAGCUAUAUUCCUUUUCAAAGAUGGUUCACAAGCUUGGACAGCCAAAGAAUAUCUUAUAGAUCAAGAAAAAUGUGAAAGUGUCACGAUAGAAAAUAAAGUUUAUCCUGGGAAAUACAGUAAAACUGCAAAGGAAGAAUUAUGAGUCACUUAGAAUUGUUGUGCUAUUUCAGAUAUAUUUUUCUCAAAAAAAGUGAUGUUUUGAAGUUGAUUCUCUCAUUUUUGUAAAUCCCAGAAGUUGAAUCAAACUGUUGUAUGAAAGUCACCUGCUUUGUUGUUUUGCAAUGAAACAUAAGUCAUGAUUAUCAUAAUUAUCAAAACAGUACCUAUUCUAUUGUUUUCAAUUAUUGUACCUACAUGUAAAGUGUAACUGAUUUGGGAGAAAUAUUGUCAUGAAAUGAUGACAAAAUGUACUGUUAUUGGAACAGAUAUAUUUAAUUUGUAUUUUUAUACAUAAUUUUUUUUUAAUAAAAAUUUCUAAACUGA